Messenger RNA from Penicillium subrubescens, 1086 nucleotides. RefSeq names its product sodium:calcium antiporter. The record is from RefSeq and is a predicted model, not a curated record. Gene Ontology annotation, cellular component: membrane. The transcript is spliced from 2 exons. NCBI's taxonomy places the organism in Eukaryota, Fungi, Ascomycota, Eurotiomycetes, Eurotiales, Aspergillaceae. Gene Ontology annotation, molecular function: calcium channel activity; calcium, potassium:sodium antiporter activity. The coding region runs from base 1 to 1086 and encodes 361 amino acids. Gene Ontology annotation, biological process: calcium ion transmembrane transport; intracellular calcium ion homeostasis.
AUGAAUUGGGACAAUAUCUGCUUCAACGCCGCAACACUGAUCGCAGGCGUUUUCGUCCUCGACUACGGCGCCGACAAAUUCCUCGACCACACCGUCAUCGUGGGCCAACGAUUAGGCAUUUCACCAACUCUAAUUGCACUUUUAACAGCCGGUGCCGAAUAUGAAGAGCUUGCCGUUGUCGUCGCAGCAAUUGCGCAAGGCCACAGUCCCCUCGCGUUAGGCAAUGUAGUUGGAUCUGCGAUUUCGAAUGUCCUGGGCGCUUUCUCAUUGGGUAUUCUUUUUCAUCCCGGUGCGAUGGAAUUUGAUCGGAGUGCGAAGAUUUACGCGGCGCUUUUGCUUUUCAUCACGACGCUUUUUGUUGUCUUGGCGUUUUUUGAUCAGUUGAAUGUGGUUACUGGUUGGCUUCUUAUUGGCGGGUUUGUGGUUUAUAUACUCUCUAUUGGGUAUGCGAUUUAUAAGGGUGUUACUGAAGCGCCGCAAUUGUCGGAUAGUGAGAGUGACAGUGAUAGUGAUGAUGAUCUGCCUAUCGCACGCGAUGAUCGUGCGGUUGGCCAGGACGGGAUGUCGGAGAACUCUCCACUCUUGCAUGAUCCAAGCUCCGUCCUGGAAGGUCAUACUGUGAAGCCUACGAUGUCACUCUUCUACCACCUGUGUCAACUGCUCUUCGGGCUCCUCGCACUCUCUCUAUCCGGGUACAUCAUCGCACAUAGCGCAGGUGCCCUAACCCAGUCUUUGGGGCUAUCCGGUACUGUCUUCGGUUUGACAGUAAUCGCUUUUGCGACCACCCUGCCGGAGAAGUUCAUCUCAGUGCUAAGUGGUUCCAGAGGACAGGGUGGCAUUGUGGUUGCUACCACGGCAGGAAGUAACAUUUUCUUGUUGACUAUCUGCAUGGGGGUUGUUGCUGUUACUGGAAUACCGGUCAACCAUGCAGAUAACUUUGUUCUGUUUGAAUUGGCGACGGUUUGGGUAUCUGCGCUGUGUUUGGUUGGUAUUGUCUUCCUUGGAUCGAGUCGAAUUGCGGGGUUGGCGCUUCUGGCUGCGUACAUUGUGUUUAUAGUUCUUGAGUUCACGGUGUAUAAACGUUGA